AGAGGGUGAGCAAGAAAAACGAAAAAGAAGAGAGACUUAUUACAAAGUAUAAUGAGAAAGUGACAGUAUUCAUUAACUCUGUUAUUGGAAGUAUGAUUGUUUUUCCAGGAUGCUUUCGGAAUUCGUACUCAAUAAAAAAAACCUGGGAUACAAAAUUAUUACCAUCUGAUUCAAGUAAUGCAGAUGCAUUCAAAUGUCAUUUAGGAUUAAUUAUAAGCAAACGAGGAUUAAUUAAAACACAUAAGGAAUAUAUUAAUUUCUAUACUAUGCCUAAAAUUCAAUACGUCAAUUUGAAUAGGAAUUUAGAGAUUGAGCUUUCCACUACAAAUUCCAUUUUAUAUUCUUAUUUUCUGAACAAUGGCAUCGCAAUUUCGAAAGAUCAGGCACAUGAGCUAUUUGAAUCUGUACGGUUUAUUAUUCCAGAUAUACGCUCACCAAACUUUGAUAUUAAUGCUGAUGCAUUUCAAGCCAUGCAUUUUAAUAUCUCUAUUCCGUUGGUUGAAAUAAGCUUUGAUAGUAUUAGUCCAUCUGACGAACUAAUCCAAACGCUAGAAAGUGCAGUGCAAAAUACAAACCCAUAUCUUUUAUUGUGCAAAGCGUUUGAAAAGUUUGGAGACUUAAUUCCUUGCAAAAUAAUUAUUGGAAAGAAGCUAACGCGUAAUUGUCAAGAAUUUUCAUUAAUGCAAUAUGAUAAUGUUGAUCAAUUUAUGGAAAUUCCGUUAAAGAAGGUUACUGAUGAAAACAAUAGCGAAUUUCAAGAUGUUCUAAAUGAAUGGAAAACCCUUCUUUUUCGAUAUGGAUUUGACUCAACCUAUUUAAUUGGAAACGAAGAAUGCGUUAAAAUCGAACAUAUUGAAGAAUGGAUGUCAAAAGAAGACUUGCAGCUAGAAAUCAUAAAAUAUUUAGAUCUGAAACCAACUUAUAAAAUCUUCAAUCAUUCGAUGUGCAAGAAGAUUGAAAAAUGUUUUAUGAAAGAAAAUCAGGUCUUAAUGACUGGUUAUAUUAAAAUCGAUAGUAUUAAUAUCUGCAAUUAUUAUGUCGAAUUUGACACUCCAUUGCAGAGUGACAACUAUCAGAUUUUUGGUUUAAUAACGAACAAUAAUUCGAAGAUUUCGAAGAAUUCCAUCGUCAAAUUCGAGUCUUUAACAAAACAUGGAUUUGUGGCUAUUUUUAAAAGUUUUGAUGACAAAAAAGUAUGUGAUUAUAAUGUUUCCUGGAUGAUGAUCGGGAUCCCUAGAGUGGUGGGAUUUUAUAGUAUUCACACUCGUGAUCUCGCGAUAUUAUACGAGCGAGAAGUAAACAUCAACAUUUCCUCCGAGGUGAAAGAAUACGAAAUUCGAUUAUAUUUUUCAUCCCUUUUACGUUCAAUUUAUUUCUUAAGCACACGUAUUGAGUUUCCAAAAGAUUCGAAUGCCCCUUUUAUAGAAACUCAAUACUUGGAAGAAACCAGGGUCGUAAAAUUGAUCAACAAAGACGAAGAUAUUAAUAAGAAAGUUGAUAACUUUGUAUUUCAUUAUAUAUUUUACUCAUUUCCUUCAUAUCAGGACUGGAUUAUUCCUGACCUUAUAAUGCUUUCAAAUAAGAAAUACUCGCCAGAGAAAUCAAACUUAUGGGAAUUUUCAUUCCAGAAUCCCUAUAGAUUAUAUGGAAAAAAUCUGGGGCACACUAUUCCGCAAACUUGA
Molecule: messenger RNA, 1682 nt
Organism: Acaulospora morrowiae
Lineage: Eukaryota; Fungi; Glomeromycota; Glomeromycetes; Diversisporales; Acaulosporaceae
Source: the annotation of a GenBank genome assembly